AUCAUGGUCCGGCUCCUCUUCCUUUUCUUCUCAAUGAUCUUUUUGGAGAUGUCCCUAUUCCCCAGAAACCCCGACAGGAAAGUGUUGCUGGUGGGUGCUUCGUCUCAGCGCUCGGUGGCCAGAAUGGAUGGAGAUGUUAUCAUUGGAGCCCUCUUCUCGGUCCAUCAUCAACCUCCAGCCGAGAAGGUGCCAGAGAGGAAAUGUGGGGAGAUCAGGGAGCAGUAUGGCAUUCAGAGAGUAGAGGCCAUGUUCCACACAUUGGAUAAGAUCAAUGCAGACCCAGUGCUCCUGCCCAACAUCACCCUGGGCAGUGAGAUCCGGGACUCCUGCUGGCACUCUUCAGUGGCUCUGGAACAGAGCAUCGAGUUCAUCAGGGAUUCUCUGAUUUCCAUUCGAGACGAGAAGGACGGACUCAACCGCUGCCUGCCUGAUGGCCAGACCCUUCCCCCAGGCAGGACUAAAAAGCCUAUUGCUGGCGUGAUCGGCCCUGGCUCCAGCUCCGUGGCCAUUCAAGUGCAGAAUCUGCUGCAGCUGUUUGACAUCCCCCAGAUCGCCUACUCUGCCACGAGCAUCGACCUGAGCGACAAAACUUUGUACAAGUACUUCCUGAGGGUUGUGCCUUCAGACACUUUGCAGGCAAGGGCGAUGCUUGACAUAGUCAAGCGGUACAAUUGGACCUAUGUCUCCGCAGUCCACACGGAAGGGAAUUACGGCGAGAGUGGAAUGGAUGCUUUCAAAGAGUUGGCUGCCCAGGAAGGCCUCUGCAUCGCGCAUUCGGACAAAAUCUACAGCAAUGCGGGCGAGAAGAGCUUUGACCGGCUCCUGCGCAAGCUCCGGGAGCGGCUUCCCAAGGCUAGGGUUGUGGUCUGCUUCUGCGAGGGCAUGACGGUGCGCGGGCUCCUGAGCGCCAUGCGGCGCCUGGGCGUCGUGGGCGAGUUCUCACUCAUUGGAAGUGACGGAUGGGCAGACAGAGAUGAAGUCAUUGAAGGCUAUGAGGUGGAAGCCAACGGGGGAAUCACGAUCAAGCUGCAGUCUCCAGAGGUCAGAUCAUUUGAUGAUUACUUCCUGAAGCUGAGGCUGGAUACCAAUACAAGGAAUCCCUGGUUCCCUGAGUUCUGGCAACAUCGCUUCCAGUGCCGUCUGCCGGGACACCUUCUGGAAAACCCCAACUUUAAAAGAAUCUGCACAGAAACUGUCAGAAUCCAGAUGCGGAAAAGUCCUGAGCUACCCUAUGGGUAUGACAUCAUGAAUCUACAGUAUACAGAAGAUAAUCGUUAUGACUAUGUCCACGUGGGAACCUGGCAUGAAGGCGUGCUGAACAUCGAUGACUACAAAAUCCAGAUGAACAAGAGUGGAGUGGUCCGGUCUGUGUGCAGUGAGCCUUGCUUGAAGGGUCAGAUUAAGGUCAUACGGAAAGGAGAAGUGAGCUGCUGCUGGAUUUGCACAGCCUGCAAAGAGAAUGAAUUUGUGCAAGAUGAGUUCACCUGCAGAGCCUGUGACUUGGGCUGGUGGCCCAAUGCAGAUCUGACAGGCUGUGAGCCCAUCCCUGUCCGUUAUCUCGAGUGGAGCAACAUAGAAUCCAUCAUUGCCAUCGCCUUUUCUUGCCUGGGUAUCCUUGUGACCCUGUUUGUCACCCUCAUCUUUGUGCUAUACCGGGACACGCCUGUGGUCAAAUCCUCCAGCCGAGAGCUCUGCUAUAUCAUCCUGGCUGGCAUCUUCCUCGGUUAUGUGUGCCCUUUCACCCUCAUCGCCAAACCUACCACCACAUCCUGCUACCUCCAGCGCCUCCUGGUUGGCCUUUCUUCUGCUAUGUGCUACUCCGCUUUAGUGACCAAAACCAAUCGUAUUGCUCGCAUCCUGGCCGGCAGCAAGAAGAAGAUCUGCACCCGGAAGCCCAGGUUCAUGAGCGCUUGGGCUCAGGUGAUCAUUGCCUCCAUUCUGAUCAGUGUACAGCUAACCCUAGUGGUGACCUUGAUCAUCAUGGAGCCUCCCAUGCCCAUUUUGUCCUACCCAAGUAUCAAGGAAGUCUACCUUAUCUGCAAUACCAGCAACCUGGGUGUGGUGGCCCCUGUGGGCUACAAUGGACUCCUCAUCAUGAGCUGUACCUACUAUGCCUUCAAGACCCGCAACGUGCCCGCCAACUUCAACGAGGCCAAAUACAUCGCCUUCACCAUGUAUACCACCUGCAUCAUCUGGCUGGCUUUUGUGCCCAUUUACUUUGGGAGCAACUACAAGAUCAUCACUACCUGCUUCGCAGUGAGCCUCAGUGUGACAGUGGCACUGGGGUGCAUGUUCACUCCCAAGAUGUACAUCAUUAUCGCUAAGCCUGAGAGGAAUGUCCGCAGUGCCUUCACCACCUCUGAUGUAGUCCGCAUGCACGUUGGUGAUGGCAAACUGCCUUGCCGCUCCAACACUUUCCUCAACAUUUUCCGAAGAAAGAAGCCAGGAGCAGGAAACACCAAUUCUAACGGCAAGUCUGUGUCAUGGUCUGAACCAGGUGGAAGACAAGCACCCAAAGGGCAGCACGUGUGGCAGCGCCUCUCUGUGCACGUGAAGACCAACGAGACCGCGUGCAACCAAACAGCUGUGAUCAAGCCCCUCACUAAAAGUUACCAAGGCUCUGGUAAGAGCCUGACCUUUUCAGACGCCAGCACCAAGACCCUUUACAAUGUGGAGGAGGAGGACGAUGCCCUUCCAGCUCGCUUCAGUCCUCCUGGAAGCCCUUCCAUGGUGAUGCACAGACGCGGGCCACCUGCGAUCACCACACCACCCCUGCCACCACACCUAACUGCAGAGGAGACCCCACUGUUCCUGGCAGACCCAGCCAUCCCCAAGGGCUUGCCCCCUCCUCUUCCGCAGCAACAGCAGCAGCAGCAGCAGCAGCCGCAGCAGCAGCCCAAAGCCCUGAUGGACCAGCUGCAGGGAGUGGUCAACAACUUCAGCACCGACAUCCCAGACUUCCACGCAGUGUUGGCAGGUCCUGGGGUACAGGGGAACGGGUUGCGCUCGCUGUACCCGCCCCCGCCACCCCCCCAGCACCUGCAGAUGCUGCCCCUGCAGCUGAGCACCUUUCGGGAAGAGCCCAUCUCCCCAUCUGGUGAGGAUGACGAUGAUGACAGCGAGAGGUUCAAGCUCCUGCAGGAGUUUGUGUACGAGCGCGAAGGUAACACAGAGGAAGACGAACUGGAAGACGAGGAGGAGAACUUGCCCGCCGCCAGCAAGCUGACCCCAGAGGAUUCACCCGCCCUGACGCCUCCUUCGCCUUUCCGAGACUCGGUGGCCUCUGGCAGCUCAGUGCCCAGCUCCCCUGUGUCUGAGUCGGUACUCUGCACCCCUCCCAAUGUGUCCUACGCCUCUGUCAUCUUGAGGGACUACAAGCAAAGCUCUUCUACCCUGUAAGGGAGGAAGUGAAUGCAUGGAGCUAGAGACCAGGGAGCUUCCACCCCCCUGGAAAUGCACAGAAAGCCAGAAGCAUGGGAGUGGAGAACCACACAGCCUGCAGAGGAGGGUGAAUGCUACUGUUGCCUUAAGGAGGAAGAGGGAAGAUGCUUGCUUAGCAUCUUCCAGUGGUCCAGGCCAGGACUGUGACUCUUGAAUUAUUCAGAAUUCCUCCUUAGGAAGAAAGGGAAAAACGACAAAGCACAACUCCAUAUGGUAUGUAACUUUUAUCACAAAAAAAUAAUUAAAAAAUAAACAAAAAUAAUCUCUCCUACGCAUAUGAGUCCACACCCCCCUGGUGAAGCUGGAAACUGGGCAGCUGCACUGGUGGUGCCAUUUGAAUCAUUAAUUCAUGUCAUAACAUUCAUGCUGAGCAGGUGGAGUCAGACUACCAGGUGGAUGAAAGAGAGGGCAGGAUGUGGGGACAAGGAUGGGACAACAGCUCCUAUUUCAAAAGUUCUUCUCUUUGCUGGGCCAGCAGAUUCCCGGCCUAAAGGGAGACUGGGAACCUGACCUCCAGGGGCCCCUCUUCACUGCUGAGGUCCAGUGCCAGCCUAUGGUCACUGCGGGAGGAAGGCACAGAACACCUUGAGUUUCUACCGUUUCCCUCUGUUUAAAAAAGAAAAACAGGAGUAGGAGCAAAAUCAUCUCCAAAAUGUGUUUCAGUGGAAGUGCUCCAGGGAAAAGGAAGACCAUGCAUACACAUGGGUCCUUGAGUAAAGUCAAGUCAGGAGACCCAGCUUCCCAGACUCUAUGCUUGCUUAUUGGUAACUAGAAAAAAAGCCAAUAACAAGUGGCAGAUUUUCGUGGACUCGCUUGCAUUUGUGCCAAAUAGGUUCUCCAUUGCCCUUUAUGAACGAGUACAAGCCAUGUGGCUGAGUGUUACCUUCAUUUACUGUAGCAAAUAAAACCAACCAGUUGGACUUCUAAGAUUCAGUAUAUGUACAAUGUGGUGCCAUUGUUUCUCCUAUGUACAACAGAAACAAAUCUAUCUUUGAGCCUAAUGAUGUACUCAUAGCAACUAUUAAUGGUUAAAAUCCUUUCCUGUUGUCCCUGGAGUCCCCUCUAGAAGUAAAUGUAUUACCCUGUGUCCUUGUGCACAUGUGCUUAUAAAAUUCCUGCCAUGUCAUGUUGGUCCAGCUGCAGCUAGAAAAUUGUCUUUCAGAUAUAGUAUAAAUAUUUUUAUGUUCCAAUAAUGUUUUCUAUAGCACUGUUGCCAAUGUCCAUAAGAGCUCUCUGAAGGUUUGGGUACUAUGGUCUGAUGGUUUUCAUAUGCAGCUCAGAUGGAAACUCUUCUUCUAGGAGGGAACUUAUUUUUCAGAUAGUUUAUGAUGUGGGAAUGUCAUUAAUGAAGUAAUUUGAAAUUUGCUAUAUAAAAUGUCAUAAAACAGUGAGUUACAAUAAAAAGUACAUUUUAUAAGCUGGUGUACAUUGUUAUUGAAAUGUAAGAUUGAAAAGGAAAUAUUUAUAUUAUUUCAGGUUGUUUUAGAUUUUUUUCCCCACAGUUGCUUGAGGUUUAUGGUCUGCUAGUUUACAAUAAUAUACAAAUUCAGCCAUUAUUUCUCAACCAUCUGUUCAUCACUCACACUCUGCCUUCUUAUUGUCAUAUACUCUAUUCCUCUAUUUUUGUUAUUAAUUUUCUUUAUAAUUCUCUCAUUUGCUGCUAUGUGAUAUCCAUGGACAUGUGAUCCAGUGACUCCUUGAUUAUUUUUAUCCAAAGUGGAAUUUUUCUUGAUUUUUCUUCUGUUAUUUGUUGAAUGAAUCCUCUUCCUUUAAAGAUCAUCAUUUAUGUCUUAUGUUCAGUCAUAUUUGAUUUGCUUCUUUCAUGUUGGAGCUACUGAUUUCUUAGUUUAAAAAAAUCAUCUUAGAAUCUACUCAUGACAUCAUUUGCUCAGAAUUUAACAUAAACUCCAACAUCAGAGAGUUGAUUCUUAGGUUUUGCUAUGUUCUGGCAAUUUGGUGAGUUCUAGACCAAGAAUAAACUACAUUUUAUUAAAGAAAUAUUUUAAACACUGUUAUUACAAAAACCUCAGGAACUGAAAUGUUCAGUUCCAUAUUUUCAUUGUGAUGAUAUUUUCAUUGUGAUGAAACAGAACGAGAAAAGUAGAUAGUUCAGUACCUAGUAGAUGGAGCUCUACUAAUUGGCAAACUGGAAGGAGAACACAAGCUAUGUCCUACAUUAUUUUAAAAUUAAUGUCACUAACAUAUGGCCUUCAUUAUUACAGGACUUGUGAAUUCAUAUAUUUUUGAAGCCAGAAUGGAUAAGGAAAUGUUUCCUAUAUAAUGAUGCAACAGUUGAGUUUGUUCUGGGGUUUUGGUCUAAGACAUUUGGUGAACACAUUCAACACCGAUUACAAUAUUAAUGAAUGCUACUAUUAUCAUGAUUAUGAGUGUCCUGGUAUAAAUAGACUAUUAUCUCAUAUCAUAAUUGUUCCGAAUUGGAGAUGUACACAUAAAUACCCUGUACCUAAAGGGCAAAAUCUGUUCACUGUAAUGUGCGUGCUUAU
Messenger RNA from Nannospalax galili (Upper Galilee mountains blind mole rat), 5945 nucleotides. It is a transcript of the gene Grm1, whose product is annotated as glutamate metabotropic receptor 1. Gene Ontology annotation, biological process: regulation of synaptic transmission, glutamatergic; G protein-coupled glutamate receptor signaling pathway. Gene Ontology annotation, molecular function: G protein-coupled receptor activity involved in regulation of postsynaptic membrane potential; adenylate cyclase inhibiting G protein-coupled glutamate receptor activity. Bases 4 to 3399 code for a protein of 1131 amino acids. Gene Ontology annotation, cellular component: postsynaptic density membrane. The record is from RefSeq and is a predicted model, not a curated record. NCBI's taxonomy places the organism in Eukaryota, Metazoa, Chordata, Mammalia, Rodentia, Spalacidae. The transcript has 8 exons.